Molecule: messenger RNA, 1421 nt
Organism: Nymphaea colorata (pocket water lily)
Lineage: Eukaryota; Viridiplantae; Streptophyta; Magnoliopsida; Nymphaeales; Nymphaeaceae
Product: GDSL esterase/lipase At1g28600-like
Exons: 5
Coding region: 177-1319 (380 amino acids)
Molecular function (GO): hydrolase activity, acting on ester bonds
Source: RefSeq, a predicted model, not a curated record
AUCUCACUCCGUCUCUCUGUCUCUAUCUCUCUCUCUUACAGCCACCUGCAACUACAUUGCCAUGUCUAAAAUCCUAAUUACUUUUAUAGCAUCGUUCCCCAUUUUUAUUAAUUAGCUGCCCAGCCUUCAAGUUCCUAAGUUCACUUGGAAUCUCUCUCUCUCUAUACCAUCUUACUAUGCGUUUUCAACAUUUUUCUGUAUCAAGAAAGAUGAGGCAUGCUCUUCUGUCCACUCUUGUUGUCUCUUUUCUCCUGGUUCCCACUUCUUCUAAGUCUGCUUGUUACACCUCAAUCUUUAGCUUUGGGGACUCUCUUGCUGACACUGGCAACCUGGUGCAAUCACUAGUUGGCAGGUAUGUGCCUAUGGCGAACCUCCCUUAUGGAGAAACUUUCUUUGGGCACCCCACCGGCAGAUGUUCGAAUGGAAGGUUAAUCAUCGAUUUCUUAGCCCAGGCAUACAGGCUUCCACUGCUUCCUCCAUACCUGGCUGAUCCUUAUGAGGGUAGAGAAUACACCAAAGGAGUGAAUUUUGCAGUUGCAGGAGCUACAGCUCUUGACGUUUCAGAUCUUCUGAGCAAGAACAUCAGACCCUUGACUAACCACUCACUAAGUGUCCAACUUGGAUGGUUUGACAGGCUUUUGCCUUCAUUAUGCUCUACAAAAGCAGAAUGCCAUGAGUACCUCAGAUCGUCGUUAUUUCUAGUUGGGGAGAUUGGAGGGAACGAUUACAACUAUGCCUUCUUUCAAGGCAUGAGCAUCGAAAAGGUCAAGCCUUAUGUCCAUGAUGUGGUAACAGCCAUUGCAAAUGGAGUGAAUACACUGAUAAAACAUGGAGCAAUGCAACUAAUGGUUCCCGGAAACCUCCCUAUCGGCUGCAUAUCGCUCUACCUAACGAUCUUUUCGUCCCGGAAUUUGUCAGACUAUGACCCCAAGAUUGGUUGCCUGAAGCACUACAAUGAGUUUGCCGUGUACCACAAUUCAUAUCUUCUGGGCACGCUCAAAAGGCUAAGAGAGCAGCACCCACAUGCAAGAAUCAUUUAUGCUGACUACUACACUGCUGCUAUGUCCUUCUUCAAGAACCCCAAAAAAUAUGGAUUUGAAAGUGCUCUGAGAGCCUGUUGUGGUGAUGGUGAGCCAUACAACUUCAAUUCCAAGGUUCUUUGCGGACAAAAGGGAAUUAAAGCAUGUGAUGACCCUUCUAGAUAUGUGAAUUGGGAUGGAAUUCAUCUUACUGAUAAGGCAUACAACUUGAUGGCCAAUGGGUUACUCUCUGGCCGAUUUGCUCACCCUGUUCCGUUGACUCCCCAAUCUUGCAACUAAAUACCCAAUUUAUCUUCAUGUUUCGUUUCACAGAUGGGAUUAGUACAAACCUGUGUAUUAAACUCUAGCUUCAAUGUUCUAAUUUGUUUUCAAUUGGUCCAA